AUGAUAUCAAUCAAAAAGCCAUCAUCAUCAUCAUCAUCAUCAUCAUCAUCAUCAUCAUCAUCAUCAUCAUCAUCAUCAUCAUCAUCAUCAUCAUCAUCAUCAUCAUCAUCAUCAUCAUCAUCAUCAUCAUCAUCAUCAUCAUCAUCAUCAUCAUCAUCAUCAUCAUCAUCAUCAUCAUCAUCAUCAUCAUCAUCAUCAUCAUCAUCAUCAUCAUCAUCAUCAUCAUCAUCAUCAUCAUCAUCAUCAUCAUCAUCAUCAUCAUCAUCAUCAUCAUCAUCAUCAUCAUCAUCAUCAUCAUCAUCAUCAUCAUCAUCAUCAUCAUCAUCAUCAUCAUCAUCAUCAUCAUCAUCAUCAUCAUCAUCAUCAUCAUCAUCAUCAUCAUCAUCAUCAUCAUCAUCAUCAUCAUCAUCAUCAUCAUCAUCAUCAUCAUCAUCAUCAUCAUCAUCAUCAUCAUCAUCAUCAUCAUCAUCAUCAUCAUCAUCAUCAUCAUCAUCAUCAUCAUCAUCAUCAUCAUCAUCAUCAUCAUCAUCAUCAUCAUCAUCAUCAUCAUCAUCAUCAUCAUCAUCAUCAUCAUCAUCAUCAUCAUCAUCAUCAUCAUCAUCAUCAUCAUCAUCAUCAUCAUCAUCAUCAUCAUCAUCAUCAUCAUCAUCAUCAUCAUCAUCAUCAUCAUCAUCAUCAUCAUCAUCAUCAUCAUCAUCAUCAUCAUCAUCAUCAUCAUCAUCAUCAUCAUCAUCAUCAUCAUCAUCAUCAUCAUCAUCAUCAUCAUCAUCAUCAUCAUCAUCAUCAUCAUCAUCAUCAUCAUCAUCAUCAUCAUCAUCAUCAUCAUCAUCAUCAUCAUCAUCAUCAUCAUCAUCAUCAUCAUCAUCAUCAUCAUCAUCAUCAUCAUCAUCAUCAUCAUCAUCAUCAUCAUCAUCAUCAUCAUCAUCAUCAUCAUCAUCAUCAUCAUCAUCAUCAUCAUCAUCAUCAUCAUCAUCAUCAUCAUCAUCAUCAUCAUCAUCAUCAUCAUCAUCAUCAUCAUCAUCAUCAUCAUCAUCAUCAUCAUCAUCAUCAUCAUCAUCAUCAUCAUCAUCAUCAUCAUCAUCAUCAUCAUCAUCAUCAUCAUCAUCAUCAUCAUCAUCAUCAUCAUCAUCAUCAUCAUCAUCAUCAUCAUCAUCAUCAUCAUCAUCAUCAUCAUCAUCAUCAUCAUCAUCAUCAUCAUCAUCAUCAUCAUCAUCAUCAUCAUCAUCAUCAUCAUCAUCAUCAUCAUCAUCAUCAUCAUCAUCAUCAUCAUCAUCAUCAUCAUCAUCAUCAUCAUCAUCAUCAUCAUCAUCAUCAUCAUCAUCAUCAUCAUCAUCAUCAUCAUCAUCAUCAUCAUCAUCAUCAUCAUCAUCAUCAUCAUCAUCAUCAUCAUCAUCAUCAUCAUCAUCAUCAUCAUCAUCAUCAUCAUCAUCAUCAUCAUCAUCAUCAUCAUCAUCAUCAUCAUCAUCAUCAUCAUCAUCAUCAUCAUCAUCAUCAUCAUCAUCAUCAUCAUCAUCAUCAUCAUCAUCAUCAUCAUCAUCAUCAUCAUCAUCAUCAUCAUCAUCAUCAUCAUCAUCAUCAUCAUCAUCAUCAUCAUCAUCAUCAUCAUCAUCAUCAUCAUCAUCAUCAUCAUCAUCAUCAUCAUCAUCAUCAUCAUCAUCAUCAUCAUCAUCAUCAUCAUCAUCAUCAUCAUCAUCAUCAUCAUCAUCAUCAUCAUCAUCAUCAUCAUCAUCAUCAUCAUCAUCAUCAUCAUCAUCAUCAUCAUCAUCAUCAUCAUCAUCAUCAUCAUCAUCAUCAUCAUCAUCAUCAUCAUCAUCAUCAUCAUCAUCAUCAUCAUCAUCAUCAUCAUCAUCAUCAUCAUCAUCAUCAUCAUCAUCAUCAUCAUCAUCAUCAUCAUCAUCAUCAUCAUCAUCAUCAUCAUCAUCAUCAUCAUCAUCAUCAUCAUCAUCAUCAUCAUCAUCAUCAUCAUCAUCAUCAUCAUCAUCAUCAUCAUCAUCAUCAUCAUCAUCAUCAUCAUCAUCAUCAUCAUCAUCAUCAUCAUCAUCAUCAUCAUCAUCAUCAUCAUCAUCAUCAUCAUCAUCAUCAUCAUCAUCAUCAUCAUCAUCAUCAUCAUCAUCAUCAUCAUCAUCAUCAUCAUCAUCAUCAUCAUCAUCAUCAUCAUCAUCAUCAUCAUCAUCAUCAUCAUCAUCAUCAUCAUCAUCAUCAUCAUCAUCAUCAUCAUCAUCAUCAUCAUCAUCAUCAUCAUCAUCAUCAUCAUCAUCAUCAUCAUCAUCAUCAUCAUCAUCAUCAUCAUCAUCAUCAUCAUCAUCAUCAUCAUCAUCAUCAUCAUCAUCAUCAUCAUCAUCAUCAUCAUCAUCAUCAUCAUCAUCAUCAUCAUCAUCAUCAUCAUCAUCAUCAUCAUCAUCAUCAUCAUCAUCAUCAUCAUCAUCAUCAUCAUCAUCAUCAUCAUCAUCAUCAUCAUCAUCAUCAUCAUCAUCAUCAUCAUCAUCAUCAUCAUCAUCAUCAUCAUCAUCAUCAUCAUCAUCAUCAUCAUCAUCAUCAUCAUCAUCAUCAUCAUCAUCAUCAUCAUCAUCAUCAUCAUCAUCAUCAUCAUCAUCAUCAUCAUCAUCAUCAUCAUCAUCAUCAUCAUCAUCAUCAUCAUCAUCAUCAUCAUCAUCAUCAUCAUCAUCAUCAUCAUCAUCAUCAUCAUCAUCAUCAUCAUCAUCAUCAUCAUCAUCAUCAUCAUCAUCAUCAUCAUCAUCAUCAUCAUCAUCAUCAUCAUCAUCAUCAUCAUCAUCAUCAUCAUCAUCAUCAUCAUCAUCAUCAUCAUCAUCAUCAUCAUCAUCAUCAUCAUCAUCAUCAUCAUCAUCAUCAUCAUCAUCAUCAUCAUCAUCAUCAUCAUCAUCAUCAUCAUCAUCAUCAUCAUCAUCAUCAUCAUCAUCAUCAUCAUCAUCAUCAUCAUCAUCAUCAUCAUCAUCAUCAUCAUCAUCAUCAUCAUCAUCAUCAUCAUCAUCAUCAUCAUCAUCAUCAUCAUCAUCAUCAUCAUCAUCAUCAUCAUCAUCAUCAUCAUCAUCAUCAUCAUCAUCAUCAUCAUCAUCAUCAUCAUCAUCAUCAUCAUCAUCAUCAUCAUCAUCAUCAUCAUCAUCAUCAUCAUCAUCAUCAUCAUCAUCAUCAUCAUCAUCAUCAUCAUCAUCAUCAUCAUCAUCAUCAUCAUCAUCAUCAUCAUCAUCAUCAUCAUCAUCAUCAUCAUCAUCAUCAUCAUCAUCAUCAUCAUCAUCAUCAUCAUCAUCAUCAUCAUCAUCAUCAUCAUCAUCAUCAUCAUCAUCAUCAUCAUCAUCAUCAUCAUCAUCAUCAUCAUCAUCAUCAUCAUCAUCAUCAUCAUCAUCAUCAUCAUCAUCAUCAUCAUCAUCAUCAUCAUCAUCAUCAUCAUCAUCAUCAUCAUCAUCAUCAUCAUCAUCAUCAUCAUCAUCAUCAUCAUCAUCAUCAUCAUCAUCAUCAUCAUCAUCAUCAUCAUCAUCAUCAUCAUCAUCAUCAUCAUCAUCAUCAUCAUCAUCAUCAUCAUCAUCAUCAUCAUCAUCAUCAUCAUCAUCAUCAUCAUCAUCAUCAUCAUCAUCAUCAUCAUCAUCAUCAUCAUCAUCAUCAUCAUCAUCAUCAUCAUCAUCAUCAUCAUCAUCAUCAUCAUCAUCAUCAUCAUCAUCAUCAUCAUCAUCAUCAUCAUCAUCAUCAUCAUCAUCAUCAUCAUCAUCAUCAUCAUCAUCAUCAUCAUCAUCAUCAUCAUCAUCAUCAUCAUCAUCAUCAUCAUCAUCAUCAUCAUCAUCAUCAUCAUCAUCAUCAUCAUCAUCAUCAUCAUCAUCAUCAUCAUCAUCAUCAUCAUCAUCAUCAUCAUCAUCAUCAUCAUCAUCAUCAUCAUCAUCAUCAUCAUCAUCAUCAUCAUCAUCAUCAUCAUCAUCAUCAUCAUCAUCAUCAUCAUCAUCAUCAUCAUCAUCAUCAUCAUCAUCAUCAUCAUCAUCAUCAUCAUCAUCAUCAUCAUCAUCAUCAUCAUCAUCAUCAUCAUCAUCAUCAUCAUCAUCAUCAUCAUCAUCAUCAUCAUCAUCAUCAUCAUCAUCAUCAUCAUCAUCAUCAUCAUCAUCAUCAUCAUCAUCAUCAUCAUCAUCAUCAUCAUCAUCAUCAUCAUCAUCAUCAUCAUCAUCAUCAUCAUCAUCAUCAUCAUCAUCAUCAUCAUCAUCAUCAUCAUCAUCAUCAUCAUCAUCAUCAUCAUCAUCAUCAUCAUCAUCAUCAUCAUCAUCAUCAUCAUCAUCAUCAUCAUCAUCAUCAUCAUCAUCAUCAUCAUCAUCAUCAUCAUCAUCAUCAUCAUCAUCAUCAUCAUCAUCAUCAUCAUCAUCAUCAUCAUCAUCAUCAUCAUCAUCAUCAUCAUCAUCAUCAUCAUCAUCAUCAUCAUCAUCAUCAUCAUCAUCAUCAUCAUCAUCAUCAUCAUCAUCAUCAUCAUCAUCAUCAUCAUCAUCAUCAUCAUCAUCAUCAUCAUCAUCAUCAUCAUCAUCAUCAUCAUCAUCAUCAUCAUCAUCAUCAUCAUCAUCAUCAUCAUCAUCAUCAUCAUCAUCAUCAUCAUCAUCAUCAUCAUCAUCAUCAUCAUCAUCAUCAUCAUCAUCAUCAUCAUCAUCAUCAUCAUCAUCAUCAUCAUCAUCAUCAUCAUCAUCAUCAUCAUCAUCAUCAUCAUCAUCAUCAUCAUCAUCAUCAUCAUCAUCAUCAUCAUCAUCAUCAUCAUCAUCAUCAUCAUCAUCAUCAUCAUCAUCAUCAUCAUCAUCAUCAUCAUCAUCAUCAUCAUCAUCAUCAUCAUCAUCAUCAUCAUCAUCAUCAUCAUCAUCAUCAUCAUCAUCAUCAUCAUCAUCAUCAUCAUCAUCAUCAUCAUCAUCAUCAUCAUCAUCAUCAUCAUCAUCAUCAUCAUCAUCAUCAUCAUCAUCAUCAUCAUCAUCAUCAUCAUCAUCAUCAUCAUCAUCAUCAUCAUCAUCAUCAUCAUCAUCAUCAUCAUCAUCAUCAUCAUCAUCAUCAUCAUCAUCAUCAUCAUCAUCAUCAUCAUCAUCAUCAUCAUCAUCAUCAUCAUCAUCAUCAUCAUCAUCAUCAUCAUCAUCAUCAUCAUCAUCAUCAUCAUCAUCAUCAUCAUCAUCAUCAUCAUCAUCAUCAUCAUCAUCAUCAUCAUCAUCAUCAUCAUCAUCAUCAUCAUCAUCAUCAUCAUCAUCAUCAUCAUCAUCAUCAUCAUCAUCAUCAUCAUCAUCAUCAUCAUCAUCAUCAUCAUCAUCAUCAUCAUCAUCAUCAUCAUCAUCAUCAUCAUCAUCAUCAUCAUCAUCAUCAUCAUCAUCAUCAUCAUCAUCAUCAUCAUCAUCAUCAUCAUCAUCAUCAUCAUCAUCAUCAUCAUCAUCAUCAUCAUCAUCAUCAUCAUCAUCAUCAUCAUCAUCAUCAUCAUCAUCAUCAUCAUCAUCAUCAUCAUCAUCAUCAUCAUCAUCAUCAUCAUCAUCAUCAUCAUCAUCAUCAUCAUCAUCAUCAUCAUCAUCAUCAUCAUCAUCAUCAUCAUCAUCAUCAUCAUCAUCAUCAUCAUCAUCAUCAUCAUCAUCAUCAUCAUCAUCAUCAUCAUCAUCAUAA
Schistosoma mattheei is the source of this 5610-nucleotide messenger RNA. The record is from the annotation of a GenBank genome assembly. NCBI's taxonomy places the organism in Eukaryota, Metazoa, Platyhelminthes, Trematoda, Strigeidida, Schistosomatidae.